Messenger RNA from Terrapene triunguis (Three-toed box turtle), 953 nucleotides. RefSeq names its product protein PRRC2A-like. The annotation marks the transcript as partial. The transcript is spliced from 8 exons. The record is from RefSeq and is a predicted model, not a curated record. NCBI's taxonomy places the organism in Eukaryota, Metazoa, Chordata, Testudines, Emydidae. Gene Ontology annotation, biological process: cell differentiation.
AGCCUCUGUUCCUGGCCAAGGCCCAGCUGCUGCAGUCGGGCGCCAGGGCCCUGGGCGACGUCCCCGGGGUUAACGGCUUCCUCCCCCGGCGCCGGGACCGGCCCCACAAGCAGGAGGACCCCCUGGGCUAUUCCCACAGCCCCGGCUUCCCCGGACCCAAGCAGGACCCCCCGGGUGCCCACCUGGGCCAGCGCGGCAGGAGCAGCUCCUCCGAGGGGCUGGCGCCCCACAUCUGGAGCCGGCUGCAAUCCAGUGCCCCCAGGAAAAGCUACCGGCCCAGAUCCGUGGAGCCCUGGAUCGACCCGCUAAAUGCCUUUGAAGACGUCGUCAGCACGGAGAUGAGCCAGUCGGACAGCGGGGUGGAUCUCAGCAGCGACUCCCAGGUCUCGUCCGCCAGCUGCAGCCAGCGCAGCUCCCCCGACGGCGGGCUGAAGGCAACCCCUGAGCCUGGCGUGGGGGGCACACGGGGCACCGAGUCCGUGGCCCCCGGAGCCGAGGGGGCUGCGCCCCAGGAACAGGGCAGGAGGCCGGCGCCCAACGACACCAGCCCUCACAAGGACAAGAAGGCCGGCAGCCCCCCGGCUCUCCCCCGGGCCCCUCCCGGCCCAGGCCCCAUUGGGACGGAGCGCUCCCAGCGAGCCGAGAUGGCCAGAGAGAGCGGGGGGGGGGCCCGAGCCCGGCCCAGAGCCAGCGACCCCCAGCACUGGCCCCCCCAUCCAGUUCGGGGCCAGCGACAAGCUGGUGGGCGUGUCCCGGGAGUGGGAGCUGCUCCCGCCCCCCAGACCCAGCCUGGCCCCCCAGCCCAGAGCCCUGGCCCUGGGGCCGGCCGCCUGCCCCCCCGCGGAGCCCUCGGCGUACUCAGGUGAGAGGGGGCCGAGCCAGCGGCCCUACCCCGAGCUCUUCUACGGCAGCCAGCCCGGCGUGGCCCAGCAGGUGCCCAGCCCCCCCGUGGA